Messenger RNA from Prorocentrum cordatum, 414 nucleotides. The record is from the annotation of a GenBank genome assembly. NCBI's taxonomy places the organism in Eukaryota, Dinophyceae, Prorocentrales, Prorocentraceae.
GAGCAGGGCCCCUCCGUUACGGAGAAGGAGAAGUCCUUUCGCCCAGCUGGCUUCUUCAGCGAGACGAAAUACGAGGAGCUGCCGAUCUGCGAGCCCUUGAGAAAGGCGUUGAAGGAGGCCAAAUUCGAGACCCUCACCGAGAUCCAGCACAAGGCAAUCCCGCACCUGCUGGCCGGCAAGGACGUACUAGCGGCAGCGAAGACCGGCAGCGGCAAGACGCUCGCCUUUCUGGUACCUGCGAUAGACUUGCUGUACAAUGUGAAGUUUUUGCCCAGGAACGGUACCGGGGCCCUGGUGAUCUCGCCCACGCGGGAGCUGGCCCAGCAGAUUUACGACGUGCUGCGGAACAUCUCCACUUAUGCAGUUGCUGUCGCGAGUCUGUCCGUACCCUUCUGUGCACAGCUGCGCGCUUAG